Messenger RNA from Misgurnus anguillicaudatus (oriental weatherfish), 2268 nucleotides. The record is from RefSeq and is a predicted model, not a curated record. NCBI's taxonomy places the organism in Eukaryota, Metazoa, Chordata, Actinopteri, Cypriniformes, Cobitidae.
CACCCAUCCGCUAACGUGAGUUACACAUUUUGUUAAAUUGUUGCCAGGUUGUGUAGAGGUAGAGAGUGUUCACUGGUUUGACCGCAGUGUGUAGUAGGGACUGUUAACUAUCCUCAAAAUGAAGAGAAGAGUUGAUCAAACUGAAAGCAAAGUUGCAUCUGCAGGAGAAUCGCAACGCGCUGGUCGUCAUAAGGACUCAAAUGUGCAGUCAAGAUCACAGGGGUCAGCGUGGACUAAAGUUGGAUUUCUUGCACUCUGCAUCCUGACAAUACCAUUUCUUCUGCAAUUCUUCUCUGCUUCUGUUGACCUCAGCCGACCUUCAGAUGUAGGUCUCAAUUAUACUAUAAAUUUCUACCUAGAACCUGAGGCAGGGGUGAGAGUGGGCGUGUGGUUUACAGUACCUAAACAUAAAUGGAAAGAGUCACAGGGGCAAGAUCUAAGCUGGUAUGAGAAAGCUCUGGGAGAUGGAUCACCCGUUUUUAUCUACCUCCAUGGCAAUGCAGGCAACAGAGCUUCACCUCCUCAUCGAGUUGGAGUUGCCCAUAUCUUGAGUAAUGCUGGAUAUCACGUCCUAGUAUUAGAUUACAGAGGUUUUGGGGAUUCUACCAGUGAACCCACAGAGGCUGGUCUGACUACAGAUACCUUACACUUGUACAACUGGGUUAAGGCACGCAGUGGAAACAGUCUGGUCUGUGUUUGGGGUCACUCACUUGGUACUGGUGUUUCAACGAACACUGCAGUGAAAUUACUUGAGCAAGGAAAACAUUUUGAUGGAAUAAUACUUGAGGGAGCAUUUUCUAAUGUAAUGGGAGCUGAUAUGGGAAAAUUUCCACACCCCUUUUCUUGGUUUUAUUGGAAGUUCCCAUACAUACAGUACUAUCUUUUCAAUCCAUUAAAAAACAACAUUUUGAUCUUUCCAACUCAUGAGAAUUUGAAAAAAAUCAAAACCCCCGUUAUGAUUCUUCAUGCUGAAGACGACCCAAUAGCACCCUUUGCAGUGGCUCAAGAGUUGUACAGUAUAGCAAAAAAUGCCCAGAAGUCUGAGAAACGAGUGAAGUUGAUACCAUUUGAGGCAUCACUUGGAUAUGUACACAAUCAGCUCUAUAAAGAUCCUCGUUUGCCAGAUAUAAUAAGGGAGUUUGUACAGUCACUGAAGGCAUGAUACAAACAUAUGAUACAUGAUGAGCAGUUUUAUCAGAGCUGCCCUGAACUGCAGCUGUAACUAUAAAUUUACAGUUGUUUUACGUACUUAUACAGCUUACUCUGUAAAAUCUUGUCAUCUGAUCACCCUGUCAUAGGGGCAUUUUUUGUUUUACUAAUAUUUUUAUCAAUAAUUCAUUUGUGAAGUUUUAAAUCUUUUAAACUUUGAACAAAAUCAGUUUAUAGAUUUUUGCAUUGCGGGGUCAACAAACGAUCAUUUAAUUAAAGUGUUAACAUUGAAUAAUGUAGAUGCCUAAGAGAAAUAUUUGUUUAUAUUUUACUGCAUGUUGUAUAAUGAGUAUAAAAUUGUUAGCGUUAUUCAGUAUAAUAGAAUGCAAUAAUAGAAUUGCACACUGUUUUGCUGCAGAAAGAAAGAAAGAAAGAAAGAAGGAAAGAAAGAAAGAAAUUUUUUUAAUGACAAUACAAAACCUUUGUUUUUUUUCUGAAAAUGCACUAAUAGCUGGGUUGUUCCCACACAUGCAUUUAUUCUGAAUCAUCACAUUCACCCUGCAAUAAACAUUCACAGACUCCAAUCAAAUAAGUGUGUAACUUUAAUACUGGGCAAACAAGUGGAAUUUGCAAUCCACAAAGUUAAGCACACACUGACUGUGCCAUACAGUACACAAUAUUUAAAAAUAUUGUUAAGAAAAAAUGAACUUGCUCUUGACAUACAUCACAUGUGUUCUCAAUGUAUCGCAAAUAGUUUGCAAUGGCAAUUUUUUUCAGUAUUCAGAGAUUGGCCAAUAUGCAAAACUAACCUUUCAAUUUCACAAGAAGAACCACACUAUGUGAAAUACACACGUAACCUUGGUGUGUCUCAGGUCUACAGUAAUUCAGAAGUUUCAUGUUUUAGAUCAGCACCAUAACGUUUGCAGCACCAUAAUCAUUUUCCUAAUCUGAAUAUAAUCCCACAUCUUUUUUGUAAUUAUGCCACGUUGUUUGUUUUGUUUUAUUUUAAUUUGUUUAUUUGAAAUAUGUAAACCAAUAAAUGAUUGAAUUAAAAUAACAGUUCUUGAUUAAAAUAACAUUGGUGUUUAAUUAAUAAAAUAAACAAGCGUAAAUAAACAA